Phaedon cochleariae (mustard beetle) is the source of this 4510-nucleotide messenger RNA. Lineage: Eukaryota; Metazoa; Arthropoda; Insecta; Coleoptera; Chrysomelidae. The record is from the annotation of a GenBank genome assembly.
GCGAUCGGCAGCCCAUCGACACGAGGAGCAACAAGUGGUCGCCCGGAGCGCGCACAAAGGAAGCCCUACGGCCCGUCGCGGAUUGGUCCACGCUCUCUCUCUCGCACAGCAUCCUUCGGGUGGUGGUGGGGCGAGACCGAGCCUAGGGCUCCUCUGCCCGUCAGUGCUCCUGCGGCCUGCGAACGAACACAGUGAUACGGUGUGGCCUGCUGCGAUCCCGCUCUGCUCCGGAGGGUGUCUGACUUGUACGAAACUUCGUGUGCUGGACUGCUGACCGUGAGAGGGUUCUAGAUGCGCGCGUCGCGACGGCCUAGGGUCGGGCUUCGGUGAUGAUGUGUAGUGUCGUGUGGCGUCUGUUGUGUAGGAGCAUGACCCACGGAUAUUUGUUGCAGUUUUUUCUGCUGCUGCUGAUGCUGCUCCAGCGAACGAACGGCUCGGGCAUCUUCGAGCUGCAAGUGCUCGAAAUGGCGAAUCCGCGUAGCGAGCUGUCGAACGGCGAAUGCUGUGGCGGCGGUGCCAGAUCUCCGAUCGCCAACAACAACGCUAACAACAACAACAGGUGUCCGGUGUCGUGCCAGACUUUCUUCCGGUUGUGCCUGAAAGAGUACCAGAGCAACGUGACGAGCACCGGCUCGUGCUCGUUCGGCAACACGUCGAGUCACGUGGUCGGCAGGGACUCGUUCACGCUCGCCGAUCCCGAUAGGGGGCGCGUCGUGUUGCCCUUCACCUUCAGAUGGACGAGGUCGUUCACCCUCAUCCUACAGGCAGUGGACCACAACAAUUUGUCAUCACCUGCCACCAACAACAUAAUAGAAGAAGCCACCUACUCGGGCAUCAUCGACCCCAGUCCCGAAUGGCACACGCUCAACCACCGCGGUCAGAGGGCGCGCUUGACGUACAGGGUGCGCGUCAAAUGCGACGUCCACUACUACAACAGCACGUGCACGAAAUUCUGCCGGCCGCGGGACGACGCUUUCGGCCAUUUUGUUUGUGACGCCAGCGGCGAGAAGCGGUGCAUCGAGGGAUGGAAGGGCGCGACGUGCGAGACAGCUGCCUGUAAAGCUGGAUGCCACCCAAUCCAUGGGAAAUGUGAGAACCCAGGAGAGUGUAUUUGUCGACCUGGUUGGAGAGGAGACUUCUGUGAUCAAUGCGAGCCGUAUCCUGGUUGCAAACAUGGCUACUGCAAUGGUUCUUCGUGGCAGUGCAUCUGUGAUACUAAUUGGGGAGGAAUAUUAUGUGAUCAAGAUUUGAACUAUUGCGGCACCCACGAACCCUGUCUGAACGGCGGCACGUGCGAAAACACAGCGCCGGACAACUACCUGUGCACGUGUCCCGAGGGCUUCUCGGGCGCCAAUUGCGAGGUGGUGGACAACCCGUGCGCCCCAGCGCCCUGCCUCCACGGCGGCACGUGUCUGGAGGCGGGCGGAUCGUUCAGCUGCGUGUGCGGGAACGGCUGGACGGGGCCCACUUGCAAUAUAGAUAUCAACGAAUGUGAUUCAGCUCCAUGUCAAAAUGGAGGUUCCUGCAUCGACCUUGAAAACUCCUUCAGAUGCAACUGUACUGUUGCUUGGGAAGGCAACGUCUGCCAAUUCGACACAGAUGAAUGCCUGAACAACCCAUGCAUCAACGCCGUUUCUUGCACGAAUCUUGUUGGCGAUUAUCACUGCAAGUGUCGCGUGGGAUGGAUGGGCAAGAAUUGCGACCAGAACAUCAACGAUUGCGUCGGGCAGUGUCAACACGGCGCCACCUGUAUAGAUCUAGUCAACGAUUAUCACUGCGCCUGUAUGCCCGGUUAUACGGGGAGGGACUGUCAUACCGAUAUUGACGACUGCGAAUCCAGCCCAUGCAAAAAUGGUGGCGAAUGUGUGGACCAAGUCAACGGUUACCGUUGCAUUUGUCCUGUUGGCAUCACUGGAACCGAAUGCGAGAACGACUAUGACCACUGCAAUCCGGAUCCAUGUCAGAAUUCUGCUCCCUGUUUCAAGACGCAAUCCGAUUACUACUGCCAUUGCCCGGAAGGAUGGCACGGCAAGAAUUGCAGUCAAUCGAGGAUUUCUUGCGAUAAUCCGCCUUGUGAUGACGGUGUGGACAGUUGUGUGAUCGUAUCGGUAGGAGGAAGCAGAGUUUCAGCACCUAGUUUAUGUGGUGAACAUGGUCAUUGCAUCAACCAACCCGGAAUCGGUUACAAAUGUCAAUGUCAGCCGGGAUACACGGGAAAAUACUGCCACGAAAAUAUCAACGACUGUAAGAUCAACCCUUGUGAAAAUGGUGGGACAUGCGUGGACAAGGUGAAUGCCUUUCAAUGCAUCUGUAUCGAGGGUUGGGAAGGAGCUCUGUGCAACAUCAACACUGAUGAUUGUUCUCCGAGUCCAUGCCGAAACAACGGCACCUGCAUCGAUCUGGUGGCGGAUUUCGAGUGCGAGUGCAAGAACGGUUGGAAGGGCAAAAGCUGCUCGUUGAAGGACAGCCAUUGCGAUCACGCGACCUGCAAAAAUGGCGGCACCUGUCAGGAUUUGGGCAGCACGUUCGUGUGUCGGUGUCCGCCUGAUUGGGACGGCACCACUUGUCACAUUGCCAAACAAACAGCCUGCCGGUCCAACCCCUGCCUAAACGGUGGCACCUGCGUCAACACCGGCGACUACUACCAGUGCAUCUGCAGGGACGGCUUCGAGGGCGACCACUGCCAGGACGACGUGAACGACUGCAGCCCGCAGCCCUGCUACAAUGGCGGCAAGUGCAUCGACGGCGUCAACUGGUUCCUGUGCGAGUGCGCGGUGGGCUUCACCGGGCCCGAUUGCCGCAUCAACGUCAACGAUUGCGCGUCGAAUCCUUGUGGUUAUGGGGGUACCUGCAUCGACGACAUUGGCGAUUUCAAGUGUAUUUGCCCGGCUGGGAGGAAAGGGAAGCGGUGUAACGUCGACGAUCUAGCCUACCUACCGUCUGCCGGCAGCUGCCCCUGGAACAGCCGGACGCUGGAAAACAACGUCACGUGGCAGCACGAGUGCAACGCGUGCUCGUGCACUAACGGCGCCGUCAAGUGCACCAGAGUAUGGUGUGGCAUGGGGAAUUGUCGCACGUCCAACCAGCAGAACGCUAUGUGCACCCUGACGCAAGUGUGCGUCCCGACGUCUAUGGAGUCGUGCUUGGCGCCGCCAUGUUUGCCGUACGGGGAGUGCAGGGAUUUGGAGAGCGGAAGGAGGGUGAAACCGCCUCUGGUUCCGGCACCCAGCAGCUGCUGGCCCAACCAAGCGGUGCUGAGCAACACGUGCGCCCGGCUGACCUUGCUGCUCGACAGGGUGAAGCUGCCGCAAGGCAUCACCGUGGAAGGGCUGUGCGGGGACCUGAGGCGGCUGCUGGCUACUCAGCAGGCCGUCGAAGGGCUGCAAGACAAGUUGGUGCUGCUCUGCGAUCUCAAGACCGGCUACAACGAUACCGUCGAGGUCACUUUGUCUGGCGAUCACUGGGUGUUGGACGGCAUCCGGGUGGUAGGCGAAGCCAUAUCGCGCAAGCAAACCACCCUUCUGGCCCUCACCUCCAUAGUCGAGGUCAAAGUGGAGACUGCCCUCGUGUCCGAGGACCAGCGGCAGAGCAACAGGUACCUCAUCGCGCUCGUCUGUUUCGUGAUCGUCGGCGCGUGCGCGGCUGCUGCGGUGGCCGUGCUGUAUUUGCGUCAGCGCAGGAGGAAUUUGGGCCUGAGCGGCGUCAAUUUGUCACCGUCAAGUGACAGCUGUCACAGAAACCACGAGGACGAGAAGUCGAACAAUUUGCAGAACGAGGAGAAUCUCAGGCGGUACGCCAACCCCUUGAAAGACGACGCGGGCAGCCUGGCCAGCAUCAACUCGGCCAUCGACCUGCCGCCCCGCGUCAGUCUAGUCCGCCCCAUCUCCACCGUCCUGCCACUCGACUCCGCCUCCAGCGAGAUGCUCGAGAUGAUCUCGGAGACAGACUGCCCGGGCGUGCGCAAGACGAUGCGUGGCCUGCCCGGCCGCAGCGCGAGUCCCGACGGGGCGGCCAAGAUUUGCGCGAGUCUGGGCGGGGCGGCCAAAUUCAGCGCGAGUCUGGACGGAGCGGCCAAAUUUAGCGCGAGUCUGGACGGGGCGGCCAAAUUGAACGACCAGAUUAUGCUGUUCAAGGCGCAGAACGCGGAUGUGAGGAAGAACACGGCUACUGCGUUCGAGGGGGCGAAGGAUUUCAGCAAGAGUAUUAUCAAUGUGAACAAGCAGAGGACUGCGCAGCAACAGAGUGGGGGCGGUGGGGGUGAUGUGCUUACGGUGCUUGUGUGAGAGGUGAGGGGGUGGUUUUUUUCUUGCUAGGUUGAUUGGCGGUUCUCGGUUUUGUUGUGGGUUUUCGGAGGAGCCGAUUUUCAUGAAGUGAUACGGAUUUUCAUUUGACAUCAGUUUGAAACGAUGAUAUUAUUACGAAAUGCUCGAGUAGCUUCUUCCUACAAUGAAUUUUGUUGGCGUUCUCUGGAAUAUUCGUAGAAAUGACAAAUCGAAUGAUUUGUCACUGU